AUGGCCGAAGCUACUACCUCCACUGCGAGGAGGGCCAGUGAUAUUCCACAAAAAGAACGCUUCUUCCGCUACUUUCAACAAGAAAUCACCGAUCUACAAGAACAGAUGGGCCGACUUGGUAAUAUGGCAGUAACUGGUGGUGAACGAGGAGACGCAAUCGACCAUCUCGUGGCAGGCAUAGCCAGAUUGGGAAGUGAGGUCAACGACGCCUCAGGCUACCUGCCAGCCUACGAUCAAAAGACAUAUGGAGAGGCAAUCAAAGGCCUCCGCGAGAAACUCGAUGAGACCCGUGCUAGCUUUGGUCCUCGCACUACCUUCACCUUUAAGACCGCGCGCAAGAAUCCCUCCGCCGUCUCCCUAUCCGAUGUGGUAGAGCUGGCGGCUCAAAAACGUCAAAACCUACUUGGAUAUCAAACCCCGUCUACCGAGUCAUCCUUUGUGAACUCACCGAACUACCUGCAGACGCCAGAAAGAAGCUCUUCCCCUGCUCAACCACCCGUCCCGCCUCCCACCGCAGUGGAUCAGAGCUCGAAAGACGCGUGGGAAAACGAGAUGAAAGAAAAAGCAAGCCCUGGGCCACGAUCAGCAGCUAUACGUCGUCCUACCUUCAGUACCUCGUCAACUGUCUCGAUAACCCACGAAUCCAAUGCUCAUAUCAUCCUCCCGUCUUCUGCAUCUCAUGCCUCGAAACCAUGCUCUCUCACCUCGCUCAAAUCAUGCGCAGUCGACAUCUCCGUUCUUUCCCCCCAAGACGGUGCCCCUUUUGCCGGGCUCACAGUCAAGAACGUCAAGGGGUCCCUUCUGGUCUGCGGAAUCGUGAGCGGUCCAGCACAUAUCACCGGGGUAGAGGAUAGCGUCAUGGUGGUCACGUGCAGACAAUUUCGCAUGCACGAGUGCAAGAAUGUGGAUGUGUAUCUUUCAUGUUCCAGCCGACCUAUCAUCGAAGACUGUUCUGGUAUAGGUUUUGCUCAGCUACCUGACACAUACCGCAUUCCCUCUGCCACUCCACCACCCAACGAACCCCUCAAAGACACCACAAACACCGCUCCCAACCCCACCUCCGACGUAGCCGCGCCAUCGAAACCAGCAUCGCCAGCAGAUCUCUGGUCCCAAAUCGACGACUUCAAAUGGCUCAAAUCAACCCCAAGCCCCAACUGGAGCCUCCUCCCACCGGAAGACACAGUCACGGACGAUGCGUGGAGAGAAGUCGUGCCGGGCGGGCCAGGCUGGUCCUUGGAAGACAUACUGAAGGCGACGCGUGUGUUGAAGUGA
Messenger RNA from Endocarpon pusillum Z07020, 1272 nucleotides. RefSeq lists its product as uncharacterized. The record is from RefSeq and is a predicted model, not a curated record. NCBI's taxonomy places the organism in Eukaryota, Fungi, Ascomycota, Eurotiomycetes, Verrucariales, Verrucariaceae. Gene Ontology annotation, biological process: post-chaperonin tubulin folding pathway; tubulin complex assembly. Gene Ontology annotation, molecular function: tubulin binding. The transcript has 4 exons. Gene Ontology annotation, cellular component: cytoplasm. Bases 1 to 1272 code for a protein of 423 amino acids.